AUGCCUGUAGUGAAGAACGAGAUCCUGAAACAAGAGGAUGUGGAGCAAUGCAACCCUCAAGGCUAUGUAUUCCCAGCAGAGUUGAAUUUGGAAGUGGAUCCAUUAAUUGGAGCAAACAUACCUGAAGCCCUACAUGUGGUGAUUUUAUGGAUGCCACCCUAUCUAUCCCACAUUUAGAGUGAGCAGGCGCUACGGUGUCCAUCCGUUUAAAAAAUGUAUUGAAGAAGGAGUUGGAGAUUUCAAUCAAUGCAAUCACUUUCUGAUCUGAUAGCAUGACUGUGUUAUGCUACAAUUGAAACAAAUCCAAGCGCCUCCACACUUAUGUCGCUAACCGUGUCGCCUUCAGUAGAGAGGAUUCCAGUCCCUCACAGUGGAGAUACAGAGUCAAAUUCUAAUCCUGCAGAUGAUGCUUCACAGGGAGCAACUGCAGAGUCCUUCAUCAAGAAUGACCACUAGAUAAAGGGGCUGGUGUUUCUGGUGAAAUAGAAAUCUGAAUGGGAAAGGUCCCCUCUGUGUGGUGCAGAAUUGGAAGAAGAUGACCCAGAGGUUAAACAUCUUGUGCCUACAUUCUGGCCCCUUAAAGGCCUAUUUCCAACCUUGAUGCAACGCGAGCGGCAAAACAAUUUCGUGUAACAAAAAAUUCCAGAAACUUUCUAAAAUUGUCUUUGUCAAGAGCCAUCCGAGUCAUUUAGUCAAUUUUUUUGUGGUAAAUACACUCGCAUUCAUCAUUUAAGAGUUUUCUCAAAGUAUUUUAAAUUUGGAGAUUGUGCCCUUCGAAGUGAAAGGUUUCUAACAAUAUGGUGGCCGCUGCAAGCUGACUUCAUGCUGGAAGACCAAAAUUACCUGGUUCACUGAAGACGGUAGGUCUGAGAGAAUCCGUAUUUAAUCAACGGAGAGACAGGAAACAAAGUAGUGGGUUUGCAGAAAAAUUGAAUAGUGAGUUUGCAGAAUUUCUCUUGCAUCAAAGGUGAGGUUUUUUAAAGUCAUGCUGGAUGAUGGCAUUUUUAUUAAUGACGAGCUCACUCCAUCAAAAAUUGACUACUGUUUUCCUUGUGACAUUUUAGAACGAGCAUCAACACUGGCCAUGGAUUUGAAGAGAUGGGUUUAUUGUUUUCUCAUGAAAAUGUUUCUGGUAGGCAUGUUACUAAUGCAGAGACCAUGUGUCACAUAAUUUGUCCAGCUUUGUUAGUGAGCAGGUAUUAUACAUCUCUUUACUUUUCUUUUCUAGUGGAAGUUCCAGUAAUUUCUACACCAGUUUGUAGAAGCAUGCAUCAAGUUUUGUGGAUGUGACAGGGGAAACUCUUGACAGCUACAAUCAACCAAGCCAAUUGCAAAACAGAAGGGAGUUGUUUGACCAAAACAAAAGGAGCUUCACUGGCAAUCCGUUCUCUCUUGUUAUGCAUGGGUGGCAGAGAUGUUGAUUUUAACAGCCUGUCUAAAGAUGAUGUUUCAGAAGAAGUUGUACAUGUGGUUUCUUGUUAUGACAAUCAUCAUUUUCCUGAUUUGGAGCAAAGGUAUCAUUCUAAAUGCAACAUUCUCUAA
Messenger RNA from Pocillopora meandrina, 1542 nucleotides. The record is from the annotation of a GenBank genome assembly. NCBI's taxonomy places the organism in Eukaryota, Metazoa, Cnidaria, Anthozoa, Scleractinia, Pocilloporidae.